AUGCGGAAGGGGGAGGAGCUGUCGCGGCAGCACGCAGGUGUGGGGCGGGGCCCGGACGCCCGGCUAAAUAGCUGGGGCCCGGGCCGGCCGAGGCUCAUUGCUUUGGCGCCGUCUGGGGAGCACGAGCCUGCGGUGGCGCGCAGCGCAUGGUGGCGGCUCCUCUCGGAGCGCAGCCGACCCGCCGACCCGGGCUCCGUUUCCCCUGCCCAGCGCGUCCCGGAGGCCGGCUGGAAGCCGAAACAGCAGCAGCCUUAG
This is a messenger RNA of Rangifer tarandus platyrhynchus (Svalbard reindeer), 255 nucleotides long. NCBI's taxonomy places the organism in Eukaryota, Metazoa, Chordata, Mammalia, Artiodactyla, Cervidae. The record is from the annotation of a GenBank genome assembly.